GUAGCACUUUUGGUGGCUGUUUGGUGACGGGUGGGAGGUGCACGGGCAAAGCAGAGCAGGCCAUUUGGCAGUCACAAAGGGCUGGACGUCGGGUUCCAAAGCACCCGGGUUAUAUUCGCGGGAAUUACUGCGGCUGCCCAGGCAAGCGCGAGGCAUACGGGCGAGUAGAACGGAGCAUCAACGGGGGCAUCAAGUCAUAUUUCCAGGUUCUUUUCAUCGGGAGUUGGGAUCUUAGAGAGUAUGUGGUUGAGGUUAGGCGAGUGAAUGAUAGGCUGAUGUUUAUUAAGUUGGUGAUCGGUGAAUGCACCCUCAAUGUCGUUAGCACUUACGCGCCGCAAGCGGGCUUGGAUGAGGAGGUUAAGAGGCGCUUUUGGGAGGGCUUGGACGCGAUUGUGCGCAGUAUUCCACCUACUAAAAGGUUAUUUAUUGGAGGUGAUUUUAAUGGCCAUAUUGGGGCGGCUGUUGGUAGUUAUGGCGAGGUACAUGGUGGCUUUGUCUUUGGGGAUAGGAACGGAGGAGGUACUUCGCUGUUAGACUUCACUAAGGUUUUCGAGCUGGUGAUUGCGAACUCGACUUUUCCGAAAAGGGAGGAGCAUAUGGUCACUUUCCGGAGUUCGGCGGUGAAGACUCAGAUCGAUUACCUUCUCCUCAGAAGGUGUGAUAGAGGGUUGUGCAAGGAUUUCAAGGUUAUCCCGGGAGAGACCCUCGCGACUUAG
This is a messenger RNA of Nicotiana tabacum (common tobacco), 716 nucleotides long. NCBI's taxonomy places the organism in Eukaryota, Viridiplantae, Streptophyta, Magnoliopsida, Solanales, Solanaceae. The record is from RefSeq and is a predicted model, not a curated record.